AUGUUUUUUUUCUUAACCUCUAAACAACCCCCUUUUACUCACCUUUGGUUUUACUUUCUUUCUUUCUUCAUCCGUUCUCUCCCUCUCUCUCUUUCUCUUGCUCUCUCUCCUCACCCUCUCUCUAUCUUAUCAUCCUACUCCUAUUUCUGCCACGCUCCCUUCACUCCUACUUCCUAUUCUUUCAUUCUCUUUAAAUACAGUUCAGUCAUGUUUUCUGUCUCCUCCUCCCUUAGAAUUUAUCUUCUGUUUAUUUCCUUUGUUCUUUUUCUUUUGUCCUCUUCCCAUGAAAUUACUCUCUCUCUUCCUCUCUCUCUCCCCCCCUCUCUCUCUCUCUCUCCCUCUCUUACGCCUUUCCGAUUUUUUGCUCCUUUCUUCCUUUCUUUCUAUAUUCCCUAUUCGGGAAUUAUUUCUUCCUUUGUUAUCUUUUUCAAGCUUCUCUUUUUCUUUCUCUUUUUCUUUUUGUUAUUCUUUCUAUCGUUUUUUUCUUCCUUUUUUCUUCUUUACACAUUUCUUUCCUUCUAUCUGAGCUACUUCCUUUCCUUUUCAUUCAUUACUGUACUCUUCUUUUCUUAUUUCCUCUAUUUCUUUUCCCACAAUUCUCUUCGUAUCUUCGUUUGUUUAAUUUCCUUUUCUUCCCAUAUUCCAAUCCCCAUCAAUCGUUUUUCUCUCUCUCUCUCUCUCUCUCUCUUUCUCUCUUGUUCUCUUUUUCACUUCCUUCUUUUCUGCCUCUCUAAUUCUCGCUCGUUUUACUCAUCGAUCUCUCCUCCCUUUCCUCUGUUCCAUUAA
Molecule: messenger RNA, 786 nt
Organism: Acanthosepion pharaonis
Lineage: Eukaryota; Metazoa; Mollusca; Cephalopoda; Sepiida; Sepiidae
Source: the annotation of a GenBank genome assembly